Molecule: messenger RNA, 732 nt
Organism: Physella acuta
Lineage: Eukaryota; Metazoa; Mollusca; Gastropoda; Physidae
Product: adhesion G protein-coupled receptor E5-like
Biological process (GO): G protein-coupled receptor signaling pathway; cell surface receptor signaling pathway
Cellular component (GO): plasma membrane
Molecular function (GO): G protein-coupled receptor activity
Source: RefSeq, a predicted model, not a curated record
UUAAAUUUAUGUAGUUGUUUGGCUGUUGGCUACAUCCUGUUUCUGUUUGGGGGUGAUAAAACGGAGGACAAAGAACUUUGUACGAUGGUCGCCAUUUUUUUACACUACAUCUUCCUUGUAGUGUUUUGCAUCAUGCUAGGCGAGGGCGUCCUGAUCCUCAAGACAGUCGUUUAUGUGUUUGAUACUUCUUCUGUUGCAAUCGAUAUUUUGAUACUGGCCUAUGGUUUCCCUACAGUGAUCAUAUCUGCAACUAUGUGUGCAACAAACUUGCGUGGCUAUGGGGAUGAAACAUUUUGCUGGUUAAGCUCAGAAGGAGGUGUCAUCUGGGCCUUUAUUGGUCCUGUCAUUGUCAUUAUGGUUAUCAACGUCAUAAUUCUGGUCUAUGUUAUAAUGACAAUGCUGAGGACAAGAGCCAUGAGAGAUCAAUCUCACUUUAAAAGAGCGACUUCAGCAAUGUGGGCUCUUCUAGUGUUGUCUGGCCUCCUAGGCACCACCUGGGUUGUGGGCGUCCUCACCCUUAUUGAUGACUCAGUGUACUUGCAGUACGUUUUCGUCGCUGUGAAUAGUUCGCAGGGUCUCUUCAUACUUUGCUUCCAGUGUCUUGGACAAGAACAGGUUCGGGAAGCACUCAGGAACUUAUGGAGAAGGCAUACUUCAUUUUGUGGUGCCAAUUGAGGAUAAAAUUAAUGCCACUUUAACUAUAUAUUCUGGUGUAGUAAGAAGUCACCCUGC